AUGGACAGCGACCCCGCCAGCUCUCCGGCCGCCUCCUGCGCACCCAGCGGGCCCCGAGGGGCAGGGCACGCUCCUUCACAAAGACCGCUGAAGCAAUCUCUAAGCAAGUCCUUAUGUCGGGAGAGUUUCUGGAAAUGCCUACUCUUGUCCGUUCUCAUGUAUGGCUGCAUGGGAGCCAUGGUUUGGUGUCACAUCACCAAGGUGACCCGCCUGACCUUCGACAGUGACUUCAAAGGGAAUUCCAUGAUGUACCACGACAGCCCCUGCUCUGAUGGCUACAUCUACAUCCCCUUGGCCCUGCUGGGCAUGCUCUAUUUAGUUUACCUAGUUGAGUGCUGGCACUGUCACGUGAAGAAUGAGCUGCAGCACAAAGUGGACGUGGAGGGCAUCUCCGAGCGUAUCCAGAGGAUGCAGCAGGCUAAGCCCUGCAUCUGGUGGAAGGCCAUCAGCUAUCACUAUGUGCGCCGAACUCGACAAGUCACGCGCUACCGCAACGGAGACGCCUACACGAGCACCCAGGUUUACCAUGAGCGUGUCAACACCCACGUGGCAGAAGCAGAAUUUGACUACAGCCACUGUGGUGUCAAAGAUGUUUCCAAACAGCUGCUGGGCUUGGAGAAGUCUGCGCUGACAAAGAUGCGCUUCACCAAGUGUUUCAGUUUUGCCAACGUGGAGUCCGAGAAUUCUUAUCUCACACAAAGGGCGAGGUUUUUCACCGACAAUGAGGGCCUGGAUGACUACAUGGAAGCAAGAGAGGGCAUGCAUCUGAAGAACAUUGACCUGAAGGAGUAUGUCUUGGUGCUCUGUGACCCGGAGCACCACCCUUGGUAUCUGUCCCAGUACGUCUUCUGGUUUGCCUCCUUCCUCACGUUCUCCUGGCCUCUCAGAGUCUUCACGGAGUAUCGCACUGCAUACGUCCACUAUCGUGUUGAAAAGCUCUUUGGCCACGAUUACCUCCCUGUGACCCCUUGUGAUGAUCGCCCUUAUUGGCGCCGUAUCCCUCGAGUUAACACCAUUGACAGUACAGAACUGGAGUGGCACAUUCGCUCCAACCAGCAGCUGGUUCCCAGUUACUCAGAGGCUGGCCUCAUGGACCUGGCCCAGUGCCCCUCUAGCUUCAGUGGGCUUCGUCAGAACUGCGAGCGCUGCCACAGAGCCAUGAGCUGCUCCUCAGUGUUCUCCCGAAGCGCCCUCAGCAUCUGCACUGGUGCCAGCUCCCGCAUCCCCUUCAGCAGCAGCCGCUUCUCCUUGGCCCGGCGCUAUGGCUCCCAGCGCAGCUGCUUCUGGAGGAGCGGCAGCCUGGACGACCAGGAGAGCCCCAGCGAAAAUACCCGCUGCCUAUCGGAACGCCUCACCACAGAUGACGAGGAGCCCCCGGACUACGAGGAUGCACUUUGUUACCCGGUGCUCAUUGUCCACUGCAGUGAGAACUGCCACAACCACAGAUCUUUCCACAGAAAUGGCUCCUGCGUGGAGACCUCUUUAUGAUAUGCAGUCACAGCGGCAUUUCUGUAGCACUUCAAAAACAGGGCGUAGUGGAUGCUGUAAGAAACAAUUGCCUGAAUCCUGAAUGUGUGAAUCACCAAAGCAAUAACAGAGGUCAGUGAGCGGAGAACAAAGUGGCAUCCCAUGAUAAGCUCACACACACAAACAAAUCAUAUCUGCUUGGCUUCCAGGAAAAACCAAGAAGACGCAGACUGUUACAAAGCACACCAUCGCUACAGCUUUUACAGUGCAUGUGAAACUAAGGCUGCAGAUACCUCAUAGGGACUUUCUCAGAGGUUUAACCAUCUCACCUUCAUUCA
This is a messenger RNA of Oreochromis aureus, 1805 nucleotides long. Its product is annotated as transmembrane protein 151B-like. The coding region runs from base 1 to 1488 and encodes 495 amino acids. The record is from RefSeq and is a predicted model, not a curated record. The transcript has 2 exons. Lineage: Eukaryota; Metazoa; Chordata; Actinopteri; Cichliformes; Cichlidae.